GUUCAUCGCCGUUCGAGUGAUUCAGUGUAGUUCAGAUAAACAGCUGCUGAUUGCUUGCUGCGUGCACGUGUUUUGCAACGGAACAAAUUUCUCGAGAUCUUUGUGGUUGGAAGACGCGUUGUUAUCUACGUCAGCGUAUAUAUUUCGACGUCGUAAUGCGUAUAUCUUCAUCAACUGCCAACAGUUAGAUGAACGCGGAGCGCCAAGCGAGAGAGUCAGGGAGAACCGAGAGAUCGUCGUCUGACAGACGGAAAUGGCAGCGGAGGUCGACGGCGAGCAGUCGCAUCCGCAAUACAUCAAAUUGCCGCCCACCGUCGAGGUUUUCGCCAAUCUGAGAAACGCACAAACGUUCGCGAUCGACAUCGGUCUGUCGUUGACUAAAAUUGCGUAUUAUUCCACAAUAAGCUAUCGCAAGGCACUUUAUGAGAAUGCAGGCUUGGGAAAUAACGGCGAGCGAGCGUACAAAGUAUUUGAGGGUAAUAGGCUACAUUUUGUUAAGUUUGAAACGAGAUAUAUCGAGAACUGCUUAGAUUUUGUCAAGGAGAAUUUAGUAGAUGUUGAGCGGUUUCAUGGCAAAAGUAUUAAAGUAACCGGAGGGGGAGCGUUUAAAUAUACUCCAUUGCUGCAGGAAAAAUUAGGAUUAUUAGUCGACAAAAAAGAUGAGAUUGAUUGUCUCAUAAAAGGUUGCAACUUUUUACUGAAAAACAUACCUUGUGAAGCCUUUGAAUAUGAGCGACACGCAAAUCCAGAGUAUAACUUUCAAAAAGCUAGUCCUAAUAUAUUUCCAUAUCUGCUAGUUAACAUUGGCAGUGGCGUCAGUAUUCUUAAGGUUGAGUCAGAUGAGAUAUUUGAAAGAGUUGGAGGUACAGCUACAGGAGGAGGUACAUUUUGGGGAUUAGGUUCUUUGCUUACAAAGAGAAAGGGCUUUGACGAAUUGCUGCAACUUGCAGAACGAGGAGAUCAUCGUAAUGUAGAUAUAUUAGUGAAAGAUAUUUAUGGAGGCGAUUAUUCCUCCCAAGGUUUACCUGGAGACCUUAUUGCAUCAUCCUUUGGCAAGGCAAUGUCCUGUGGACCACCGAAAUUUUCCGAAGCUGACCUUGCGAGGAGUUUGUUGUUUACCAUUAGCAAUGAUAUUGGCCAAAUAGCUAGUCUGUACGCUACCGUGUACAGUAUGGAUAAAGUUUAUUUCGGUGGUUAUUUCCUCCGUAACCAUCCACUUUCAAUGCAUACCAUCUCAUACUCCAUCAAAUAUUGGUCUCAUGGUAAGGUAAAGCCUCUCUUUCUUCGCCAUGAAGGUUACCUUGGCGCAAUUGGAGCAUUUUUGUAUGGCACUGAACAAUCAGAUAAGUGCAGCUGGUUGGAAAACUAUGCUGGAUCGUCGGGUUUUAAGGAUUCUGUAUCGACUGACCUCGGAAUUAAGGUUGAUCAAUUGGAAAUUGAUCAAGCAGAGAAUGCUGUUACAUUUUGUCCUCUGUUAAAAGAUCCUGCAACUUACAACCCUGAUACCACAGAUCUUGCUCAAGAUAAAGAGGCUAGGGAUUACUGGCUGCAAUGUUUUGAAGAAUCUGUAGAUAAAUUUGUAGCAAGAGCUAUUCAUAGUCAACCACACAGUCCAACAGCAAAAGAUAGAGCAUUAAAACUUAAAGAGAAAUAUAUUAACAGGUUACAUUAUCUGCAUGCACAACCAUUUGCAUAUGGGACACUUACUGUUAGAAUAUUACUGGAUACUAUUGAACAUUGCAUGAAAGAGUUUGACUUUCCAGAUCCAUAUUUACAUCAAAAGAAAAAAGAAAAUGAAGAAGCAUUAAGACAUCUACAUGAUCGCAUUACGACUCUAGAUGAGUUAGAAGGUGCAGAAAAGAUAAAAGCUUUAAUUGUGGGCGUUCUCAGUGGUAAUAUAUUUGAUUGGGGUGCAAAGGAUGUUGCACAACUGUUGGAAACUACUGACUUUGGUUUUGAACAAGCUCAAGCAAAAAUUCCAGAUAGACCAUGGCUACAGGAUAAUUUAGAUGGUUGGAUACACAGGUUACAAAACGGACCACCUCACAAAUGCGCAGCUAUUUUUGUUGACAACAGUGGUGUAGAUAUAGUUCUCGGAAUAUUGCCGUUCACGCGUGAUCUGUUACAACGAGGAACUAAAGUAAUAUUAUGUGCUAAUUCAAUGCCGGCAUUGAACGAUGUGACAUAUCCCGAAUUGGUCGUAACACUACGAGACGCUGCAAAAAUUUGUGACGUUAUCAAACAUGCUCUGGAAAAUAAUACACUUAUUGCUAUGGAAACUGCGCAAGCAGGUCCUUGCUUGGAUUUAAGUCGUCUAAAUUUGGAUCUGUGUCUUGCGAUGGUGAAGCACAAUGUGGAUCUUAUAGUCAUCGAGGGAAUGGGUAGAACUUUGCAUACGAAUCUUCAUGCCAAAAUGAAAUGCGAAUGCCUGAAAUUAGCAGUUAUUAAAAACCGGUGGUUAGCUCUUCGCCUAGGUGGCGAUAUGUAUGCUGUGAUAUGCAAAUACGAGGAACCAUUACCGAAAAUGAACAUUAGCGAUAUUGAAGUAAAACCAGAGACAUUGAAGAAGGAAUGUCCAGCGGAAUGUACAAGACAGGCAACAGAGCUUUGCGUACGCGACGGUUCUAACUAAAUAAGCAGCAAAACAUUGAUAUAAAAUUAUUUGUAUAAAGACCAGAGUAAUUAAAUAUAUAACACAUUGCCUUCCUAAAACUAAAAUUAAUGAUAAAGUCAUGUGCACAUACGCUUAAAUUAUAGAAAUAUAAUUACUGCUAUUAAGGCUCUACUGAUAUUAAGGAAAAACAUAGAGAUUGAAUAUAUAUGAUUCAUCAGAUAAUCAUAUACUUGAUAAGCAUAAGGUUUAGUAAAAUCAUUAAAUUUCCAUCCAUCGAGAUCUAUUUUUAUUAAUAUGAACACACCAUAUAUUUUCAAUCAUAGCGUAUUUUACUGUAUUGCUAAUAUGUAGUUAUUCAUAUGUUACGUUACAUUACGUUACGUUUAUUACUAUUUUCAGAAAAUUCUAAUAUAAUCUCCCAAAUUUUAAUUUCCUUAAUUUGUAUGCAUUGUUUAAGUAAAUUUUUAUAAAUCACACUUAUUAAUUACAUACGAGACAAAAGUGUCAUUUUUGUGUUUUACUGUUGAGGUAUCUAUACAUGUGUUAAAUAUCGACGAAAUUUCUGGGAUCAAUCAAAAUCUUUUAUAUUUCUAUAAAGUUAUAUUCAAUACACUGAUAAAUGGUUUUAUCAUCCCAUGAAUCUUGUUACUCGCGUGUCAAUAAUACAUUUGUAAUAUAAUAGAUUUCGAACAUUCAUUAUUUCUCUCAUAUACAUUCACCGCAUCUAUUCCAUUAUUUUAGUAUAAAAAUUGCCACAGGUUAUCAUAUUAUUUUACAUAAACAAGUACGCGUCCGAACCCAGUACUGAUAUAAGAGAAUAAAAUACGAUCGUUAACAAUUGACUAAUGACAAUAAAAAAAAGAAAUGUUAACGUUCGGUAAAUAAUAUAAUUUGCAAUUGCUGUUAUUGUUAGAAAAAGCAACUUAUCACGAGUUGUAGGGAAAAUUUGUGAAGUAUUGUGUACGAUACGUUUUCUGUGAUAUUACUAUAUACAAUACACAGCAGAAAUACCGCAAAUACCGUAAACUAGAGGGAAGAGGGAGAUCGUAAUCCGAGGUUAUAUAUAAUAUCUAAUUAAUAAUAUAAAUCGACACAUGAUACAUUUCAACCGCAACGAAGCACUACGGUCGAAAUUCGUCAUCACGAGGAAAACAGAAACUAGAAGAAAAUUGUAUAUUUUUAUCUUAUUCGAUAAUAAAAGGACAACGAGAAAACAAAAGAGAAACAUUAGUUGACUUAAAUAUAUAUUUACCAAAGGGAAGAAAGGAAGCGUGGCAAAAAGAGCAGAAGAAGAAAGUGGAAAUCCGGCACAUGGCGCCAUUCGAUAGCUUUCACUUUAACCUGAAGCUUUAUGCGCGUGAUCGGAAAGUAAGGGAAGCGCCGAGGUAGGGGAGAAGAGUUGGGAACUGCAGCGGAUCGGGUGAUAGAGGAACGAAGGGAAAAGGAUGCUGUGCAUGCUGGACACGCUCCACGUCCAUUUCUUUCAACCACGUUCUACGCAGUGUCCAAGUCGGAGCUUUAUUAAAUUCCCGUUGUGCGAUAUUGUCCAGUCUGGAGAAGCAGACUGGUGCGCACAAGCUGGCUCAAACAAUUAUCUCCCAAUUUGUGCCAGUGCGAUAAUCGAUAUCUCCUCAGAUAUCUCUAUGAUGUCUGUAUAUACUGCGUUAUCAAUCUUACGUAAUUAAUCUGUCUUAUUAGGGGUAUCCAUAAGUAAUAAAGUAUUUGAUCGUAUUCUUAUCAGUCCUUACACUUAAGCUGUGUACUAUAUAAACAAUAUUUUAUCAGUGUGCUAUUUGUGUAAAGUAUUCGACUUCU
Messenger RNA from Odontomachus brunneus, 4429 nucleotides. Its product is annotated as 4'-phosphopantetheine phosphatase. Gene Ontology annotation, biological process: coenzyme A biosynthetic process. Gene Ontology annotation, cellular component: cytosol; nucleus. Bases 254 to 2632 code for a protein of 792 amino acids. The record is from RefSeq and is a predicted model, not a curated record. Gene Ontology annotation, molecular function: pantothenate kinase activity; ATP binding. The transcript has 13 exons. Lineage: Eukaryota; Metazoa; Arthropoda; Insecta; Hymenoptera; Formicidae.